Magnolia sinica is the source of this 1808-nucleotide messenger RNA. RefSeq names its product cytochrome P450 81Q32-like. The record is from RefSeq and is a predicted model, not a curated record. Lineage: Eukaryota; Viridiplantae; Streptophyta; Magnoliopsida; Magnoliales; Magnoliaceae. Gene Ontology annotation, molecular function: iron ion binding; monooxygenase activity; oxidoreductase activity, acting on paired donors, with incorporation or reduction of molecular oxygen. The coding region runs from base 10 to 1551 and encodes 513 amino acids. The transcript has 2 exons.
AAAAAAAACAUGAAAAUCUUCUCAGCCAUUUCGGCUCUCAUUAUCUUCUUCUUUCUCUUCUCAAUUUCCAAGCGCCUACUCCAGAAGCGCAAGAACCUUCCACCAUCACCACCUUCCCUCCCCAUCCUCGGCCAUCUCCAUCUCCUCAAAAACCCUAUCCACCGCUCUCUCUCCACUCUCUCCAACCGCUAUGGCCCCAUCCUUUCACUCCGUUUCGGCUCCCGCCCUGUCCUCCUCAUCUCCUCCUCGUCUUCGGCCGAGGACUGCUUCUCCAAGAACGACAUCAUCUUUGCCAACCGCCCCCGUCUCCUCGCUGGCAAGCACUUUGGCUACCAUUAUUCUGGCCUCUCAUGGGCCUCCUAUGGACCCCACUGGCGCAACCUCCGCCGCAUCGCCACCGUCGAGAUUCUCGCAUCGAACCGCAUCCAGAUGUUCUCCGCUGUCCGAAUCCAUGAGGUCCGUUCACUGGUAAAAGACCUCUUCCGGGAUUCGGAAUCAGGAAAAUCAGUGGUGGAAUUGAAGUUGAGGUUCGCCGAGCUCACCUUCAAUGUGAUGAUGGGGAUGAUAGCUGGGAAACGGUAUUACGGAAAGAAUGUAGUCGAUUUGGAAGAGGCAAGGCGGUUCCAUGAGAUCACAAGUGAGGCGACGAAGUUGAUCGGAGCACCGAAUUUCAGUGAUUUCGUGCCAGUUUUGGGUUGGAUGGAUUUUGGACGUGUGGAGAAGAGGAUGAUGAGAUUGGUGAGGCGGAGGGAUGAGUUCUUGCAGGCUAUGAUCGACGAUCAUCGAAGGAGAAAGAAGGUCUAUUUCUCUUCCUCAAUGGAGGUAGAAGUUCAGAUCGAGAACAAUAAUAAGACGUUCAUAGAUGUGCUGCUCUCGUUGCAAGAAACAGAGCCUGACUACUACACUGAUCAGAUCAUCAAAGGGAUGAUAUCGGAACUACUAUCCGCUGGAACGGACACAUCAGCUCUGACCACGGAAUGGGCUAUGUCGCUUCUACUGAACCAUCCAGAUGUGCUGGAGAAAGCUAAAGCUGAGCUUGACAAGCAUGUAGGACCUCAUUUGUUAGACGAAUCGGAUCUCGCCAAGCUUCCGUACCUCCAUUGCAUAAUCAACGAGACUCUCCGAUUGUAUCCGGUGGCCCCACUUCUAUUGCCUCAUGAGUCAUCUGAAGAGUCCAUCGUCGGAGGUUUUGACGUGCCACAAGGCACGAUGCUAUUGGUCAAUGUGUGGGCUAUUCAUAGAGAUCCCAAGCUAUGGGUGGACCCCGCCGAUUUCAAGCCGGAGCGGUUUCAAGGCCCAGAAGGGGCAAAGGAAGGUUUCAGGUUUAUUCCAUUUGGGCAUGGAAGGCGAGCAUGUCCGGGUGUGAGCCUGGCUACGCGGAUGGUGGGCCUGGUAUUGGGAACUUUGAUCCAGUGCUUUGAGUGGGAACGAGUCAGAGAAGAGAAGGUGGACAUGACUGAAGGGUUUGGGCUCACCUUGCCUAAGGCCCAGCCUUUGAACGCUGUGUACAAACCACGCCUCACCAUGUUCAACGUACUUUCUCAGCUCUGAAUACCAUCCAUGGCUUUGAAUCUGUUUAAUUUAGCAAACGUCAUAUCAUGCUUUGGAUAGUAUAGCCUGGUUAUGGUCAUUUUAUUAAGAAUAAUAAUGUUGUAAUGACAAUUUAUAUCUCGCAUUUGGAACCAAGGAUACCAAUCGGCACAAGCCCAUGUGAGAUCACGCCACACACCCACCACUCUGAUGUUGUACACGCUUUUGUGAGAUGUAAUCCAUUUGCUAAGUGAGGCUCCAUCCAGAGUUGAGUUCAA